This is a messenger RNA of Trichophyton rubrum CBS 118892, 528 nucleotides long. RefSeq lists its product as uncharacterized. NCBI's taxonomy places the organism in Eukaryota, Fungi, Ascomycota, Eurotiomycetes, Onygenales, Arthrodermataceae. The transcript is spliced from 4 exons. Gene Ontology annotation, biological process: endoplasmic reticulum to Golgi vesicle-mediated transport. The coding region runs from base 1 to 528 and encodes 175 amino acids. The record is from RefSeq and is a predicted model, not a curated record.
AUGGCAUCCCGAUUCACCCACUCAACUCUCCACCAGCGAGAUCCCCGGUCUUCCUCCUCGCUCUUCGACUCAUAUAACGGCGGCGUCAGCAGGUCGCCUGCUCAUGCACAAGCCAGCAGUCGAUCCCCUUCGCGGCCUGGUGGAUACACGCAGGGGUAUUUGAAUGGCCAUAUAGGUGUCGGCGGAGGUGAUGGGUCCGCCUACAGGGCCGCUACACCGAAUUCAAAAGGUCAAUACUCAGAUGCGGUACUAUCUUCUCUAGAGUCGCAGAACGACUCGGAAAUAGCAGGCAUCACAGCCAAAGUGAAGAUGUUGAAAGAUAUCACAGUAGCCAUCGGCGACGAGAUACGAGACUCGACCUCCCUCGCAGAGAAAAUGAACGAUGCCUUCGAUUCCUCCCGCGUCAAGCUACGAGGCACCAUGAACCGAAUGCUCAGAAUGGCGGAGCGGACUGGCGUAGGCUGGAAAGUCUGGCUAGGCUUCUUCGUCUUCGUCUUCUUCCUCUUUGCCUACGUUUGGCUGUCAUAG